AUGGGGCUCCUAACUAUCAUAAAGAAGGUCAAACAAAAAGAAAAGGAAAUGCGGAUCCUCAUGGUGGGUCUGGAUAACGCCGGGAAGACAACAAUUGUAAAGCGGCUUAACGGGGAGGACAUAACGACAAUCAGCCCCACGCUGGGGUUUAAUAUCAAGACCAUGACCUUUAAGGGCUACAAGCUCAACAUCUGGGACAUUGGUGGCCAAAAAACGCUGCGCCCUUACUGGAGGAAUUAUUACGAAAAGACCGACGCCCUGAUCUGGGUGGUGGACUCCGCGGACCUGGCGCGCCUUAAUGAUUGCAGGGAGGAGCUCCAUAACCUUCUAAAGGAGGAGCGGCUCUUCGGGGCCUCACUGCUCAUCUUUGCAAACAAGCAGGACAUCCCCUCCGCACUAUCCGUGGUGGAGCUGGAGAAGGCCCUAGACAUCGCUUCCAUCACCAAGCGGCACUGCCGGGUGGUAGCUUGCAGCGCGGUGGACGGCACGGGGCUGCUGGAAGGGUUUGAUUUUGUGGUCAACGACAUAUCCGCGCGGAUAUACCUCUUCUCGUAA
Messenger RNA from Volvox carteri f. nagariensis, 555 nucleotides. RefSeq names its product small Arf-related GTPase (gene arf6). Lineage: Eukaryota; Viridiplantae; Chlorophyta; Chlorophyceae; Chlamydomonadales; Volvocaceae. Gene Ontology annotation, molecular function: GTPase activity; GTP binding. The record is from RefSeq and is a predicted model, not a curated record. Gene Ontology annotation, biological process: protein folding. Gene Ontology annotation, cellular component: cytoplasm; microtubule cytoskeleton. The transcript is spliced from 5 exons. The coding region runs from base 1 to 555 and encodes 184 amino acids.